This is a messenger RNA of Penicillium cataractarum, 1428 nucleotides long. RefSeq names its product Protein kinase domain-containing protein. Gene Ontology annotation, cellular component: cytoplasm. The coding region runs from base 1 to 1428 and encodes 475 amino acids. Gene Ontology annotation, biological process: peptidyl-serine phosphorylation; autophagy. Lineage: Eukaryota; Fungi; Ascomycota; Eurotiomycetes; Eurotiales; Aspergillaceae. The transcript is spliced from 3 exons. Gene Ontology annotation, molecular function: ATP binding; protein serine/threonine kinase activity. The record is from RefSeq and is a predicted model, not a curated record.
AUGCUUAUUCCUAAAUACGAGACCCCCUCGUGCUGGAAAGGCGCCUUUUGUUUCGCAGCCCAAGAUCUUGUUAAUCCUCAGAGUGAAAUAGCGCAGAGAUAUCCACAUCUCUAUCAGGUGUUUCGAGCUCGUCUGGGAUCUGCAUAUGCUGUCCGAAACAACAGGCCGGUCUCGUUAUGCUCUCAUACCACCUUCCAUCAUGGGUAUAAGGGUUGUCGGAGUGAUGGUGACGUAUUUCAGAAAAGGGAAUGGCCUAAUGCGUACGAUCGAGCGGAUCCAGUCAGGAAUGCCACAGGUAACCGCAUGAAGCACAUGUGUAGCGAGCUGAAGGAUCGUAUGGACGUGUAUGGCUUAGCCGGCGAAGGAACUUUCGGUUCAGUAUUUCUUGCCCGUGAGCGAGACAAUGACAACAAUAAACCCGAAAAUCUCCAACACUAUGCCGUCAAAGUUCAGGGCCACGAGACUUUGCUUGGUGCUUUGCAGGCGAAUCAUUGCGAUCCUCCCAAUGGACCGGUCCCAGAAAACCAAGAGUCCCUUCGAUAUAUUCCUGAAGAAGCGAUGAUCAUGCUAUUUCUCUCUGAGAGUGACAGGUUUCCCACCCUAGACUCGGUCUACACCCAUGACCGCUUCCAAGCCAUUGUUAUGUCUCCAUGUGUUGACUACAACUCUGAUCGACAACCGUCACCACCAGGCAAUUUCUCUCGUAGAUUCCCUGGAUUUACAGCAAGAUACUUGCUAACCAAGGAUCAUAGACCAUUGCUCAACGCGGAUGAGGGACGCAAAAUUGCAACGCAGCUUUUUCAGGCGAUGAGACAGUUGGCUGAUAUGAACGCUUGGCACAAUGACAUCUCAGUCAACAACAUCCUCGUGGAUAAGAAUCUGAAUGCUCAGAUGAUCGACCUCGGAGAUAUUGCUUUCGGAUUAGACGAGCGAGCCUUCUUCGAGCGCAACUACGCGUACGUUCCUUUCCAGGAGUAUCAACUCUCCCCCGAACUUGCACAGCAGAUUACCACCAGGUUUGGUAUGUCCGUUUAUGCCGAUGUGACUCAUGAUUUGAGACAUGAGGUUAUGUGGAAAUUCGCUACCAUAAUCUAUGGAAUCCUUCAUGGCUUCUGGCCAUGGAACGAGCCCCCUAAAAAUGGAGAUGCUCACCCAGAACUGCUGGACGCUCGGGUAUUCACUGAUCCUCAACAGAUCCUACCCCGGAGGUAUCGUAUUAUUAAUGAUCCUCUGCCUAUUGACGAGAAUUUGCCACAGGACUGUAAGGAUGUGCUGCAGGCGAUGUUCAGUAAGAAUCCGGAGGAUCGGCCCACACUUGCUGAGUUGGAGGGUUAUCCUUGGUUUUCGCAGUGGGCACGAGAGACUCAGUUCUAUGAGAGGCCGUUCUCUAGGGACUUUCGGCAUGCGUGCACGAGAAGAAGCAAGUGA